Epithele typhae is the source of this 552-nucleotide messenger RNA. RefSeq names its product adenine phosphoribosyltransferase. Gene Ontology annotation, cellular component: cytoplasm. Gene Ontology annotation, molecular function: adenine binding; AMP binding; adenine phosphoribosyltransferase activity. Gene Ontology annotation, biological process: AMP salvage; adenine salvage. The transcript has 4 exons. Lineage: Eukaryota; Fungi; Basidiomycota; Agaricomycetes; Polyporales; Epitheliaceae. The record is from RefSeq and is a predicted model, not a curated record. Bases 1 to 552 code for a protein of 183 amino acids.
AUGGCCGACGUUGAGCACCUGAGGAGCCUACUGCGCCCCUUCCCCGACUGGCCCAAGAAGGGCAUCGUCUUCCUCGACAUCUUCCCGCUCCUGCGGGACCCAGUAGCGUUUGAGACGCUGAUCACGCACUUUGUGCACCGACUUGCGUCCGAAACGGUCUCGCGCGCACCGAACAAGAGGAUCGAUGUCGUCGUGGGUCUCGACGCGCGCGGAUUCUUGCUCGGCCCCAUCAUCGCGAUGCGUCUCGGCGCCGCUUUCGUGCCGGUGCGCAAGAAGGGGAAGCUGCCGGGCGAAGUCAUCCACGCGGAGUACAUGAAGGAGUACGGCCUGGAUGUCUUCGAGAUGCAGGGGGACGCGAUCAAGCCCGGCCAGUCCGUGGUCAUCAUUGACGAUCUCAUCGCUACUGGUGGUUCUGCGAAGGCCGCGGGAGAGCUUGUCGCCAAGCUCGGUGGCAAGACUCUCGAGUAUCUCUUCAUCAUCGAGCUCACCUUCCUCAAGGCCGCGGAGAAGCUCGAUGCGCCCAUGUACUCGAUCGUCAAGGUCGACGACUAG